Temnothorax curvispinosus is the source of this 2029-nucleotide messenger RNA. It is a transcript of the gene TyrRS, whose product is annotated as tyrosine--tRNA ligase, cytoplasmic. Gene Ontology annotation, biological process: tyrosyl-tRNA aminoacylation. The coding region runs from base 78 to 1643 and encodes 521 amino acids. The record is from RefSeq and is a predicted model, not a curated record. Gene Ontology annotation, molecular function: ATP binding; tyrosine-tRNA ligase activity; tRNA binding. Lineage: Eukaryota; Metazoa; Arthropoda; Insecta; Hymenoptera; Formicidae. The transcript has 8 exons.
GUCCUGUCUGAAUGGUCUGAAUCCAGCUGAAGGAGAUAACUGCAAAGAAUAAUUAAAACCUAUAAAGAAGAGUAAUUAUGGCUUUGACGUGGUCCGACAAGUACAGACUCAUUACCAAAAAUUUAUCAGAAUGGCUGGGAGAUGUAAAACUUAAGAAUAUCCUGAAGGAACGUGAUCUGAAGUUAUAUUGGGGUACAGCUACAACAGGAAAGCCUCAUAUUGGCUACUUUGCCCCCAUGUCCAAAAUAGCUGAUUUCUUACGGGCCGGAACUGAGGUGACAAUCCUCUUCGCAGAUCUUCAUGCGUAUUUAGAUAAUAUGAAAGCACCUUGGGAGCUUCUGGAACUUCGUACUCAAUAUUACGAGGCUGUGAUCAAAGCGAUGUUGAAAUCGAUUGGUGUGCCAUUGGAUAAGUUAAAAUUUGUCAAAGGUACAGACUACCAGUUGUCCAAGGAAUAUACGUUAGAUGUAUAUCGUCUGACUUCAUUGGUGACAGAGCACGAUGCGAAGAAAGCAGGUGCCGAAGUUGUUAAGCAAGUCUCUAAUCCACUGCUGUCAGGUCUUCUCUAUCCAAGUCUACAAGCGCUCGAUGAGCAUUAUUUAAAGGUGGACGCACAAUUUGGUGGCAUUGAUCAAAGAAAAAUUUUUACUUUCUCAGAGAAAUAUCUACCAAUGCUGGGUUAUGAAAAAUGUAUCCAUCUGAUGAAUCCGAUGAUUCCUGGUUUGGCAGGUGCUAAAAUGUCUUCAUCGGAGGAAGAUUCUAAGAUCGAUCUAUUGGAUAAUCCUGCAACAAUAAAGAAGAAGCUGAAGAAAGCAUUUUGUGAGCCGGGAAAUAUCACAGAUAACGGAGUUUUAACUUUCUGCAAACAUGUUGUAUUUCCAUUAUUCAAAGAUGAAGUUUUCAACAUAUCAAGAACUGCAGAAUUCGGUGGUGAUGUAUCCUUCUUUAAAUAUGAAGACUUGGAAGCCGCUUUUGCGAGCCAAGAAAUACACCCUGGUGAUUUAAAAAAUGCUGUAGAAGUGUACAUCAACAGACUCCUUGAUCCAAUAAGAAAGGAAUUUGAAGCAAACUCGAAACUGAAAUUACUUGCGAGCAAAGCAUAUCCUCCUCCACAGAAACAAAAAGCAGAGGCGGAAAUUACUCCCGCAAGACUAGAUAUUCGAGUGGGCAAAAUAGUCGAAGUGAAGAGGCAUCCUGAUGCGGACUCGCUAUAUGUCGAAAAAAUAGAUUUAGGUGAAUCAAAUGGUCCACGUACCAUAGUUAGCGGCUUAGUUAAUUUUGUACCUCUGAACGAGAUGGAAAACAGGAUGGUGGUAAUUCUUGCAAAUCUGAAGCCAGCAAAUCUCAGAGGAAUCUCAUCGCAUGGAAUGGUUCUCUGUGCUUCAGUUGAAGAACCAAUUAAGCAAGUGGAACCUUUAAGGCCUCCCACAGACAGCAUACCUGGCGAUAAAAUUGUUAUCGAGGGAUAUGAAGACGGAGUUGCGGAUGAUGUGUUAAAUCCCAAGAAAAAGGUGUGGGAGAAGUUGCAGGUGGAUCUUGUGGUAAAUGGAGAUGGCAUAGCUUCUUGGAGUGGAAAUCCAUUGCUCACUUCGACGGGUGGCAAGAUAACAUGUGACACACUAAAAAAUGUUCCGAUUAAAUAAUGUAUUUAUAUCUGACUUCAUCGUUCAUUAUAUUGGCUUUGGCUAACUAGGGAUAUUUAGCUAUUGUUUAUAUUUUUAUGAGAUAUCUUAUCUUUUUCAUAUUUUUUCAACAUAUUUAACGAACACGCGCACAUAAAUACAAAUGCAACAUCAGUCAAAGAAAUUUAACCAAAUUGGCAAACUUAUAAAUAAAUAGAUUCAAUAAACAGUUGCCUUUAUCGAUUGUCAUUUUCAAUAAAAUGUUGUCCUUAUCUUUCAAUACAAAUGUUGUGUAAUUGACUUUAAAAUCGUAACUGACAUUUUAGUAUCGCAAAGCAAUUUUUUUUUCAAUUCUUUUAGUUAUCUUUUUUUCAAUGUAAAUUUUUAAAUAAAUCAUCAAAUUUCUA